Messenger RNA from Echinococcus granulosus, 1290 nucleotides. Its product is annotated as Dolichyl-diphosphooligosaccharide--protein glycosyltransferase subunit A. Gene Ontology annotation, cellular component: endoplasmic reticulum membrane; oligosaccharyltransferase complex. NCBI's taxonomy places the organism in Eukaryota, Metazoa, Platyhelminthes, Cestoda, Cyclophyllidea, Taeniidae. The transcript has 9 exons. The record is from RefSeq and is a predicted model, not a curated record. The coding region runs from base 1 to 1290 and encodes 429 amino acids.
AUGCUACAGCAACAAAAUCAAAUUGCUGAGGGCCUAGCUGAUGAUAAAGACGUGUUGGUUCUCAUAGAAAACAUUAUAAUUCGUGAUACCCAUUCCCAAUUCUUCAAGUCACUUACAGACCGUAAUUACCAACUUACUUUUAAGUAUGCUGACGACUCUACAUUGGAUCUAAAGCAAUUUGGUGAAUAUAGUUACCACCAUGUUAUCAUUUUUGCUCCUACUACAACAGAGUUUGGCGGCUACGUAAACGUAAAGGCUCUGACUGAUUUUGUUGAUAAUGGUGGAAAUGUCCUCGUUGCUGGAGGUCCACAACUUGGAGAAGCUGUCAGAGAUUUUGCCAGUGAAUGUGGCGUCGAAUUCGAUGCACCCAACACAUCCGUUAUUGAUCAUCACAAUUUUGAUGAGAUGGACAAUGGGGACCACACCCUAAUUAUCGCAGACCCAGAAGACGCCAUAAAUGUAUCAGUUAUCACUGGGGGAUUUAAAAACCCAGUUCUUUAUCGUGGUGUGGGAAUCUCCACAGAUCCUACUAACCCACUCCUUAUCAAUAUUUUGCAUGGAUCGGCUAAGUCAUACUCUUAUGACACAAAAAGAAUUGUCUUACAAUACCCCACUACAGUUGGAAAGAACACCCAACUUGUCACGGCCCUGCAGGCGAGGAAUGAUGCUCGUAUUGUCUUCACCGGCUCGAUCGAGAUGUUUUCUGAUACCUUCUAUUCUUCUCCUGUCGUUAACAAAGUUACCAACAGGCGAUUUGAACACUCUAGCAACUCUGAGUUCUGUGAUCACCUCUUGCGAUGGACCUUCAAAGAAUCCGGUGUUCUUCGUGUUGCCAACGUCUCACAUCAUAGAGUUGAUGAGUUGAUAGCCCGUCAUGAAUAUACGAUAACGGACGAAAUAAUUUACAGGAUUGAUAUUGCGGAAAAAGACGAGAAUGGUGUUUGGCAAGACUACGUGGCUGAGGACAUUCAGCUAGAACUAGUCCGAAUUGAUCCAUUCAUUCGUCGGAAUCUCAAGUUCAAAGAUCACGGCUACGAGAUGCGAAUGAAGCUACCCGACGUGUAUGGUGUUUUCAAACUAGUUGUGGAUUAUCAUCGAAUUGGUUAUACCUCAGUUUUUAGUGCCACACAAAUCUCCGUUCGUCCAUUCACUCACACGCAGUAUGAACGCUUCAUCACAUCAGCCUACCCAUACUACGCAAGUGCCAUCUCAAUGAUGUUGGGUGUCUUCUUCUUCUCGUUUGUAUAUCUCUACCUGAGGGAAGGGAAGCCUAAGGCGAAAAUGGACUGA